UCCAUAUACAAAGCCCUAUAUCAUGUACACCGGUCUUAAAUUAUUAAGGAGAAUAUUUGACGACGAAAAGGAUCGCAUUCAGUCGCGUCGCGGACCGAGAGCGUGGGCAAGACUUACGCACCAUUCCGGCAAUAAAAGGCUAAUCUUUCAAUAGAAAUAAAUAAUAUACCUACAGUCGUAUUUCCUUUAACCGCGCCGCCGUGACGGUGGACGUCGGGGCAUUCUAUUUUCAAAAUAAAACCGCGAAAGUUUCGAAUCGGUCACAACGCAAAUGGCUUUUCUGGUAAUCAGCGUCGAAUUGAUUUAUAGUGUUUUAUAUAAAGAGUUUUUAAUGCGUAAUUGACGAAUUCUUUUUUUGAAAUUAAAACAGUCACAGUGGAUCCGUUCGUAAAGAGGAAGAUGAAAAUUUUUAAGAAAAAGUUACGUUUCUCGAUAGUCUAUAGCUACGUGUGAACUUUGCGACCCGUAGUUAUUAAUUUUGUUAAUAUAUUUUCCUUAAGAAAUUCACAUAUCAACAGUGACUACCACACAACGAUUGAUAAGAAUUCAGCACAAUGCAUCAAAAGAGCGUUUACAACAUCGUCUGGCUCCUGGCUUUGGCUAUUACAGCUUAUGCUAAGGGAAUCAAUGUUCAAGCAGAAUUUGAAACUACGACACAGUUUGAAAUAGAACCAGUGACAACAGAACAAAUACAAGCAGAUGAUUUGCUUUACAAUGAUGAGAAAAUUCGUAAUAAUGAUACAGCAAUAGAAUUAAAAGGUGACAGAUUCAAUGAUAGCACAGAAUCAUCAAACGUCAAAUUUAUCGAUAAUACUGAACAAGUUAAGAAACCUGAAAGUGCGUCUAAAGUAAUGCUGCCAUCAGUAUUAAAUAUUUCAAACAAUAAUUAUAAAUAUCAAACGAAAACAAGACAGGAACGAAUUGAAAAAGAAACAACCGUUGACAAUAUUGAAAAAAUGAAACUUUUGGAUCAGAGAAUUCAAAAGAAGAAUGAUAUACGAGCUCAUGUGCAAUACGAUGAAGUGACAGGCGAAUUGGUUGGAGGAGAUCAUCCGUGUCAUCGUGAGUGUAUGGAAGGAGAAGAGCCAAUGAUUUGUUACUAUCAUUUCAAUUUAGAAUGGUAUCAAACUAUGAGUAAAGCGUGCUACGAUUGUCCGUAUAAUGCAACUGACUGCAAGAGGUUGGAUUGCAUACCAGCUGAUGGUAUCAAUAGACCAUUGAAUGUUAUUAACAGAAAAAUGCCUGGGCCAGCUAUUGAGGUAUGCCAACACGAUAGAAUAAUAGUUGAUGUCGAAAAUGAUCUAAUGACGGAGGGAACAACUGUUCAUUGGCACGGACAACAUCAGCGCGGAACGCCUUAUAUGGAUGGUACGCCAUACGUCACUCAGUGCCCAAUUUUGCCGGAAUCUACUUUCAGGUAUCAAUUUAAUGCCACACACUCUGGCACCCAUUUCUGGCACUCGCAUUCUGGUAUGCAACGAGCUGACGGCGCCGCUGGUGCUCUUAUCAUAAGGAAACCAAAAUCUCAGGAUCCAUAUGGAGAUAUGUAUGACUAUGACAGAUCAGAACAUGUAAUGAUAGUAACGGACUGGAUCCAUGAACUCUCCGUGGGAAUGUUUACCGACCACCACCAUUCAAAAGGUGAUAAUAAACCACCCACUCUCCUCAUCAAUGGGGUCGGUCGCUUCAAGAUCUUCAACGAAACAGUCAAGCCCAUGUAUAUGCAAGCUGCAAGGUUUAACGUUGAACAGGGCUACAAGUACCGUUUCCGGGUGAUCAACGCUGAGUUCCUUAACUGCCCUAUUGAGAUGUCAGUGGACGGACAUAACAUCACUGUAAUCGCUUCAGAUGGCUACGAACUGGAAGCUAUUACUGCCACAUCCCUUGUGACGUACGCCGGUGAGCGCUACGACUUUAUAUUGGAAGCAAAUAAUGAAAUAGACAACUAUUGGAUUCGCUUUAGAGGACUCAUGGACUGCGAUGAAAGAUUCACAAAAGCGAAACAAGUUGCUGUUUUGCAUUACGAAGGCGCCAUGGAGUCUGAACCGACUGGUGACCCUACGUGGGAAGAGUUACACAAUGAAGGACUUCAAUUAAACGCAUUGAAUAAAGGCGAAGAAGAAGACGAGACAAUAAGCGUCGCUGAAAUGAAGUCUCUCCAGGGAUACGACGACAGUUUGAAAGAAAUAGCCGACUAUCAGUUUUACGUGGCUUACGAUUUCUACGCAAAGAACAAUUCACAUUUCCAUCGGUCUCCCUAUUACGGGUAUUACCAAGUUCCGCAUGCAGACAACCGUCUUUACACGCCACAAUUAAACCACAUCAGUAUGAAAAUGCCUUCAAGUCCUCUUCUCAUAGCUCGUCCCUCGGCAGAUAACUUUUGUAACGCAUCCAGUAUAGACGAAUCCUGCAAAGAUGGCUACUGCGAAUGUUCUCAUGUAUUAUCUGUAAGAAAGAAUUCUGUAGUUGAAGUUAUUAUAGUCGAUGAAGGCGUAACAUUUGACGCAAACCAUCCGUUCCAUCUACAUGGUCAUAAUUUCAGAGUAGUUGGUAUGAGACGAUUAGCUAACGAUACAACAAUAGAUCAAGUCAAAGCAUUCGAUGAAGCAGGUCUACUUAAAAGAAAUCUGAAAAAUGCUCCACUCAAAGAUACAGUUACCGUACCCGAUGGCGGUUACACAGUUAUAAGAUUCAAAGCUGAUAAUCCAGGUUACUGGUUGUUCCAUUGUCAUAUAGAAUUUCACGUAGAAAUUGGUAUGGCUUUGGUGUUUAAGGUCGGUGAAGAUAGGGAUAUGCCUCCAGUUCCAAGCGAUUUUCCCACCUGUGGUAAUUACAUGCCAGAUAAUAUGAUAGAACGUGAAACGACACCUAAACCGAAUCCCACUGAAGGCCAGUUUAUAUCAAUUAGUCAUUGGUGGCCCGUAGUCUAUGUUAAUAACACAACAUCUUCAGCAGUUGUAAUAAAAUCACCUGCUUUCUUUGUUCUAUGGCUUGUUUGUUUGAUUAAUUUUGUAAUUGGAACGUAAUGUAAUGUAGGUAACGCUUAAUUUAAUUUCAAUGAAUUAGUAAGUACUGAAAAUCUUUUAGUUUGCUAUAAAUAAUUUUAUAACGAGAUUUUUUUAUUUUUAAAUUAUUGAAGAUUUUUAAUACCAAGUAUUCAAAUACGAAUUUGUACUUAUCAUUUAAUGUGUUUUAUUAAUUUAUUUUUAAGAUUUUACGUGUAUUUAUUAUUUCACUCAGUUUUUUUUUAAUUUAUUUAUUGGACAGUACUUAUAUUUGUCUAUUUGUUUUAUUCAUCGUCAAAUUAAAUUCGAUAAUGUUUAACUAAUAUAAUAAUAAUAUUGUUACCAUUGCUUAAACAUUUUACUUGAUUUCUUAAAGUUAUUUAUUGACGUAGAGAUUAUUACGUAGUUUUAUAGUAAUGUGAUUAUAAUAUGUAGGUUUAUUCAUUGUAACCUUGCCAAAACUUAGAACACUUUUCGAAAGUGUUCUUUUUGUAUUACUAUAAAUAUGUUUGACGUCGCUGGUGAUAUGUGAUAUUACUUAGUUAAGUUAGUUCUAAGAUUUGUACUAAACCUAUUGUAAAAGUGAAUUAGUAAAUAGUAUCAUGCAAAAUAUAAAAUUUGAACAUACAAA
Messenger RNA from Vanessa tameamea, 3636 nucleotides. RefSeq lists its product as uncharacterized. Lineage: Eukaryota; Metazoa; Arthropoda; Insecta; Lepidoptera; Nymphalidae. Gene Ontology annotation, molecular function: copper ion binding; oxidoreductase activity. Bases 555 to 3026 code for a protein of 823 amino acids. The record is from RefSeq and is a predicted model, not a curated record. The transcript has 11 exons.